CACUACAUCACUGCCCUCCGGGUGACCCUGUCCUCCUCCUCUGUCUCCGUUGGGGGUUGUGUAUGUGUUUAUAACCUCCUCCUUCAUCCUCCCAGGACAAUAUGCCUCAAACGCCACUGCUGACCGGCCUGCUGGUCUCCAGUGGUUACAAUAAGAACCUGUACCAGAACCAGACCAAGGAGGAGGGAUACAGUAACGCAGGAUUAUAUUACCAUGACAACACCCUUGUGUCGGGCUCACUGGAGGCCCUCAUACACCACCUGGUUCCCUCCAUGGACUACUACCCUGAUGUGAGUGACUCUGUCUGUCUGUCUGUUUCGGUCCGUCUGUCUGUUGUCCAAAACUCUCUGUAUUCUCCAAAGUUAUUGACACCUCUCUCUUAAUUUCUCUCCUCCUCCGCUCUCUACCUCCCCUCCCUCUUUCUCUGCACAGAUGACGUACUCCUUCACCUUCCUGCUUUCCUCUCGUCUAUUCAUCCACCCCUACGAGCUCAUGUCCAAGGUGUGUCACCUGUGUGUGGAGCAGCAGAGACUGAGUGACCCUCAGGCAGACAAGGUAACACAAAACCUCCAUUACAAUACUCUAUUAGCUAUAUUAAACUAUACCUUAAUAUUUUUUAUAAUAUUUUUUAUUUUAAGAUAUAAAAAUACUUAUUUAGCUAUAUUAUAUAUACUAAGGCUAUAUUAAAAACUUAUAGUUUUUAAAAAACUUAUUAUUAGCUAAAUACAUUUUUUAGCUUAUUUAAACCCUAUUAGCUAAUUAAAAAAUACAAUUGUUUUCUUUUUUUUUCUUUUUUUUUCUUUGGCUUUUUUUUUUUUUUUUUUCUUUUUCUUUUAGCUAUUUUAAAUUUUACUUAUUGUAUAUUAACUUACUUUUUGCUAUUAUAUUUACUUAUUAGUAUAUAUAUAUACCUUUUAGUAUUUUUAAAACUUUUUAGCUAUAUUAAAAUACUCUUUUUAUAUUUUAAUAUACCUAGUAGCUAAUAUAUAUACUUUUUCUUUUUAAUACUAACUUUUUACUAAUAUAUUACUUAGAGAAAUUUAUAUUAUAUCAUUAGCAUAUUAUAGUAUUCUAAGUAUAUUAAACUUUAUUUUAGUGAUUAUAUUAUAUUUUUAUCAAAUUUAUCUAACCUAUUGUAUAUUAAAUUACUAUUUAGCUAUAUUUUAUACCUAGUAGCUAUAUAAUUUACUCUAAGCAUAUAAAUAUACUCUUUUUAUUUUGUUUUAUAUAUCUCUAGGUUAUUAUACUUUUUAGCUAUAUUAAACAUACUCUUUAGUUUAUUUAUAAAAUUUUUGUUUAUAUAUACUAUAUUUAUAGCUAUAUUAAAAUUUAUCUAUUAGUGUUUAUAUAUUAUAUUUUUGCUGUAUUUAUAUACUUAUAGCUUUUUAAAAACAACCUUUGCAAUUAUUAUACUUGUAGAAUUAUACAUACCAUUAGCUAAAUAUUGUUUAAUUAUACAUAUUUUAGCUAUAUUAUCUUUAAUAUAUUUUAGUAUAUUAUUUACUUUUUGUUUAUUAUACAUACUUAGAAGCUUAUUAUUUUAAACCAUUGAUAUAUUUAAAAACUAUAUUAGAGCUAAUUUAUUAUAUAAUUAAAAUUAUAUAUACAUAACUUUUUAUACUAUACUUAGAAAGCAUAUUAUAUUAUACUUAUUAGCUAUUUUAUAGUAUACAUUAGCUUUUUAAAUUACUCUAUUAGUAUAUUAUACUUAUUAUAGAUAUUAUUUUAUACUCAUUAGCUAUAUAAACUUUACUCUAUUAGAAAUUUUAAACAUACCUAAGUAUUUUAUUUAUACUUUUUAGCUAUAUUAUAGUAUACUUAUUAGUAUUUUAAAAACAAACUAUUAGCUGUAUUAAUUAACUUAUUAGCUAUAUUAUAAUACUCAUUGCUAUAUUAAACUAUUCUUUUUAGCUUAUUAUACUAUUUUAAUAUAGCUAUAUUAACUUACUUAGUAGUAUUUAUAUUAUACUCUAUUAGCUCAUAUAUUAUCUAAUUUUAGCUGUUUUAUAUAAUCUUUUAGCUAUAUUUAAACCCUUUUUAGUUUAUAUUAUACUAUACUCUUUUGUUAUUAACUAUACUCUAUAGCUAUAUUAUAUUACUUAGUAGCUAAUAUAUUAAAAUCAUAGCGCUUUAAUUUUAUAUAUUUUAGCUGGAUUAUAUUACCUAUAGCAAAAAAACUAUACUCAUUAGCAUAUUAAACUAACUCAUUAGCUUUAUUUUACAUCUUGUAGCUAAUUAUAUAUAUUAGCUCUUUUAUAUUUUUAAUAAUUUUAGCUUUUAAAUUUUAAAUUUAUUAGUAUAUAUACUCUAUUAGCUAUAUUAUUAAUUGAGUAAUUAUUUACUCUAAGCUAAUUAUACAUACUCUAGUAGCUUUAUUACUAUACUCAUUGCUUUUUAAAAAUAUAUCUUUUAGCUAUUUUAACCUAUUAGCUGUUUAAUUAUCUAUAUUUUUUAGUGAUUAUAUUAUACUCUAUUAGCUAACUAAUUUUUGGGAUAUUAAACUAAUUAUUAGCUUAUUUAUAUAUUAAAUUAGCAUUUUAUAAUCUUAGAGCUUUUUAUACAUUCCUAUUAGUUUAUUAUACAUAGUCUAUUAGUAUUUAUAUAUACUUUUUAGCUAUUUAACUAUACUUAUUUAGAUAUUAAACUAUACUUAUUGAAAUUUUAUACUAUACUUUUAGCUAUAUUAACUCAUUGAUAUUAUAUAUACUUUUCGCUUUUAAAUUUAACUAUAUUGCUAUUUAAAACUAUAUAGUGUAUAUUAAAAUAUUUUAGCGCUUUUAAUUUAUAUAUUUCUUAGGUUUUAAAUAUUAUUAUCAUUAGCUAUAAUUACUCUAUAGCUAUAUUAAAUUUUACCUAUUAGCUUUUUAUACAUACUUUUUAGCAUAAUACUAUACUUAGUGCUAUAUUUAUAUACUCAUUAGCUAUAUUAAACUAUACUCUAGUAGCUAUAUAUCCUUUUAGUGAUUUUUUAUACAUAUUCUUAGCUGUUUUAUAUUAUACUUUGCUUUCUAUACUCUAAGCAAUUAAAAUUUUACUUUUGCUAAUUAUACUAACCUAUUUUUAUAUUAACUAUAGUCUUUUAGCUAUAUUUAUAUACUCUUUUAGCAUUUUUUCUAUACUUGUGCAUAUUAAAAUUACUAAUUAGCAAUUUAUACUAUACAAAUUUUAGUAUUUAUAUCAUUAGCUAUUAUAUAUACUCUAUUCGCUAUAUUAAACUAUACUCUAUUAGCUAUAUAUAAUAUUAGUGUAUAUUAAUAAUAUAUUAAAAUAUUAUACCUAUUAGCUAUUUUAUACUAACUUUUUCGUAUAUUAACCUAUAUCUAUUAGCUAUUUUAUACUAAAACUCUAGAGCUUUUUAUACUGUAUUUCUUUUAGUUUUAAUUUUAAUAUUAGCAUAUUAUAUAUACAUUUUCCUAUAUUAAACUAACUUUUAAACUAAUAACUUCUCUGUUAACAUUAAACUAUACAAAUUUUUAGCUAAUUUAUAUUUAAUAUUUUGCUAUAUUAAACUAUACUAUUGAUAUUAACUUACCUAGUUUAAUUUUUAUACCUAUUAGUAUAUUUACUAAAUCGUAUAUUUAACUUACUUAGUAGUUAUAUUAUAUAUAUCCUAUAGCAAUAUACUUAUAGCAUAUUAAACAUCCUUUUAAAGCUAUAUUAUAUAUAUCUGUAGCUAUAUUAAACUAUACUAUAUUAGCAUAUUCAAAUAUCUAGUAGCAUAUUAAAUAUACAAUUAGCAAAUUUAAAAAAUUUUAUUAGCGUUUUAUAUAUUUUUUAGCGUAUUUUAUAUACUCUUUUGUAUUUAAACUAUACUUAUAGCUAAUUAUACUCUUUUGCUUAUUAUACUAUACGCUAUAUUAUACAUAUUUGGUAGCUAAUUUAUAUUUUAGUAGCAAAUUUUUUUAUACUCUAUUAGCUAUUUUUAAAAUAACUCUAUUAGCUAAUUACUUUUACUCUUUUUAGUUUUUAACUAUCUAUAUUAGCCUAUUAAACUUACUUGUAGCUUUUUAAAUUUAACUUUACUAUUUAACUUACCUAUAGCUAUUUAUACCUUUUAGUUUAUUUUAACUACUUUUAGUAUAUAUACUAAAUCUAUUAGCUAUUUAAAAAUAUACUAUAUUGGUAUUAUCCCCAAACUCUAGUGCAAAUUUUAAAAUUACAUUUUUAGCUAUAUUAAAAAUUAUUAUUAGAUAUUAAACUAUAUCUAUUAGCUAUAUAAACUAUCUUACGUUUUUUUAACAUACCACAUUAUUAUACUAUACUCAGCAUUUUUUUAUAUUUAAGUUUAUACUAUUAGCAUAUUCUAUUAUACUCUUUUUAGCAAUUUUUAAUUAUACUAUAUUAGCUAUAUAAACUCUCUAGUAGCAAUUAAAUACUCAUAGCGCUUUAUUAUAAUAUUUUUAGCAAAACAACAAUAAAAAACUAACAAAUUUUUGUAAAAAACAUUAUUUCAAUUUUUAAGCUAAUUAUACUCUAUUAGCUAUAUUAUACAUACCUGUAGUAUAUUUAUACUAUCCCUUAGUAGUUUUAACUAUACUUAUUAGUAUAUUAUAUACUUUUUGCUAUUUUAUACAUAUCUAUUAGCAUUUAAACUAACUUUAUAGAAAUUUAACUAUUGCAUAUUAUAACUUAUUAGCAAUUUAUUAACUCUAUUAGUUAGUUAUUAUACAUUUAGCAAAUUUAUAUUUACCUAUUAGCUUUUUAUACAUAUUCUUGCUAUUUUAACAUAUUGACAUACUUUUUAAGUAAAUUUAUUUAUACAUAUUCUAGCGGGGUUUAACUUACCUUUAGCAUACUCUAUUAUACUAUUAUACUUUCUUAAUGAAGAUAGACUUGUAACCGUACAUCAGAUUAUUUAGCUGAUAUACAGUGGGGGGAAAAAAGUAUUUAGUCAGCCACCAAUUGUGCAAGUUCUCCCACUUAAAAAGAUGAGAGAGGCCUGUAAUUUUCAUCAUAGGUACACGUCAACUAUGACAGACAAAAUGAGAAAAAAAAUCCAGAAAAUCACAUUGUAGGAUUUUUAAUGAAUUUAUUUGCAAAUUAUGGUGGAAAAUAAGUAUUUGGUCAAUAACAAAAGUUUCUCAAUACUUUGUUAUAUACCCUUUGUUGGCAAUGACACAGGUCAAACGUUUUCUGUAAGUCUUCACAAGGUUUUCAUACACUGUUGCUGGUAUUUUGGCCCAUUCCUCCAUGCAGAUCUCCUCUAGAGCAGUGACGUUUUGGGGCUGUCGCUGGGCAACACAGACUUUCAACUCCCUCCAAAGAUGUUCUAUGGGGUUGAGAUCUGGAGACUGGCUAGGCCACUCCAGGACCUUGAAAUGCUUCUUAUGAAGCCACUCCUUCGUUGCCCGGGCGGUGUGUUUGGGAUCAUUGUAAUGCUGAAAGACCCAGCCACGUUUCAUCUUCAAUGCCCUUGCUGAUGGAAGGAGGUUUUCACUCAAAAUCUCACGAUAUAUGGCCCCAUUCAUUCUUUCCUUUACACGGAUCAGUCGUCCUGGUCCCUUUGCAGAAAAACAGCCCCAAAGCAUGAUGUUUCCACCCCCAUGCUUCACAGUAUGUAUGGUGUUCUUUGGAUGCAACUCAGCAUUCUUUGUCCUCCAAACACGACGAGUUGAGUUUUUACCAAAAAGUUAUAUUUUGGUUUCAUCUGACAUUCUCCCAAUCCUCUUCUGGAUCAUCCAAAUGCACUCUAGAAAACUUCAGACGGGCCUGGACAUGUACUGGCUUAAGCAGGGGGACACGUCUGGCACUGCAGGAUUUGAGUCCCUGGCGGCGUAGUGUGUUACUGAUGGUAGGCUUUGUUACUUUGGUCCCAGCUCUCUGCAGGUCAUUCACUAGGUCCCCCCGUGUGGUUCUGGGAUUUUUGCUCACCGUUCUUGUGAUCAUUUUGACCCCACGGGGUGAGAUCUUGCGUGGAGCCCCAGAUCGAGGGAGAUUAUCAGUGGUCUUGUAUGUCUUCCAUUUCCUAAUAAUUGCUCCCACAGUUGAUUUCUUCAAACCAAGCUGCUUACCUAUUGCAGAUUCAGUCUUCCCAGCCUGGUGCAGGUCUACAAUUUUGUUUCUGGUGUCCUUUGACAGCUCUUUGGUCUUGGCCAUAGUGGAGUUUGGAGUGUGACUGUUUGAGGUUGUGGACAGGUGUCUUUUAUACUGAUAACAAGUUCAAACGGGUGCCAUUAAUACAGGUAACGAGUGGAGGACAGAGGAUGCUCUUAAAGAAGAAGUUACAGGUCUGUGAGAGCCAGAAAUCUUGCUUGUUUGUAGGUGACCAAAUAGAGAAGCUUGCUUGUGUUCCUGACUAUGUUGAGUGUUUCUGCGCUCAGAUUAAUGUAUAUAUUAAUUUACAGACUUGGGUGUUACAAAAUAUAACCAUGAUCAAUUAAGUAUGUGUAUCUUUCAGAUGAGGAUCAGGAAGAUGGCUCCCAAGAUCCUGCAGCUGCUCCAGGAGUGGACAGAGACGUUCCCCUACGACUUCAGAGAUGAGAGGAUGAUGAGGAGCCUGAAGGAGUUGACCCAACGACUGGCCUCGGGAGAUGAG
Messenger RNA from Coregonus sp. 'balchen', 6535 nucleotides. NCBI's taxonomy places the organism in Eukaryota, Metazoa, Chordata, Actinopteri, Salmoniformes, Salmonidae. The record is from the annotation of a GenBank genome assembly.